This is a messenger RNA of Bactrocera latifrons, 4087 nucleotides long. RefSeq names its product yemanuclein-alpha (gene yem). Gene Ontology annotation, cellular component: nucleus. Bases 509 to 3466 code for a protein of 985 amino acids. The transcript has 9 exons. Lineage: Eukaryota; Metazoa; Arthropoda; Insecta; Diptera; Tephritidae. The record is from RefSeq and is a predicted model, not a curated record.
CCAAAUCAACCGCGAAAUGGAAUAAGGAGAAUGAAAGACUUUUGUGGAUGCUCCAAAAUAACAAAAUGCAAAAAUUGAACCGAUUGAAAAAUUAGCAAAUUUGCAUAACUACAAACAUUGAGUGUCAAAUAAUCUGCAUUUUAUUAAAAAUAAAUAGUUUUGUURAAAAAUAAAGUUGGAGAAGAAAGUGUUCAGUAAGUUACAAAGUGUGUAAAAUUUUAGUCACGUCGUCGGCCUGGAGCUGCAUGCAGCAGAUAUGUAAAAAGUAUUCGCGGUAGCAGAAGCCUAAGCAGCGCCUGAAGCAGCAGCACAGUGUAGUAUUGUAUAUUGUAUGUGAUAUGUGGAGUAGUGUUGAUUGAAGCAAGGGAACAAAUAGGAGAGAGAAGGUGGUGCGUUUACUUGAGCAAUGAAAAGUCACGUUGCCAGGUUUAUUAAUGUUGCUCACCAUAUUUUGGAAACUUUAUAACUUUACAAAUCUCAGUUGAAAUAAAAUAAUAAUUCGGUGGAAAUGUCUGAAAUGAAGAGAGUUUCAUUUACAACUGUAAGUAGUACAACAUCGGUAUCCAACUUCGGAGCUGGUGGGAGCGCUGCUACCGGUGUUAUAGGAACAAUAAGCGGCGGUACUUUAUCAACGACUACUUCUCGUUUCGGUGUUGAUUUUCUCUCUGGUCAACCAAAUCAAGAUGGGAUAAGCACCACGGAUGCGAUCCCUGAUCGCAAAAAUAAUAAAUCUAUGCGGCUUACAAUAGAAUUGUUUCCCACAGAUUCUUGCAAGUAUCCCGAAUUCAAUUAUUCCAGACUAUUGCAUUUGGAAAAGAAAAAGCAGAAAAAAUUGAAACAAAAAACAAAUGGUUUCACUGAUCCGUUCAAUGACAAUGACGAUGAUGUUGCUAGAAUUGCGCGGGAAUUAGAAAAGAAAUACGGUAGUGCGUACAGUAGCGGCCGCGGUCGUAGCAAAAAAGAUGACCUCUGCGAUAUUGGCUUAGGAUACGAUGAAUCUGAUUCUUUUAUAGAUAACACAGAAGCAUACGAUGAAAUUAUUCCAGAAGAAAUGGAAACAAUUGAAGGUGGCUUCUACAUAAAUUGUGGCCCUUUGGAAUUCCAAAAACUUCACACUGAAUCGACGACUACGAAAACGGAUGAAAUUAUAAAAAUGCCUAAUCGACCGAGAAAGCGCGUUAUAUCCUCAUCUUCUUCGGAUAGCUCGUCCAGCAGCGAUGAAGAUGCUGAAGAAGAUGCCGAUUCAGAUGGUGAAGUAUCCAGUGCUGACACAGUAAAGGGCAACAAAAAUGGUAGUGCCAUAUCACAUCCUGAUGAAAAACGUCCCCGCGCCAAUUCAAAUACUAAUCCGACAAAAAAACCAAAGACCAGCCCGGAGUGUAAUACUAAGAAGGGGAAAAAUGUSAAAAAUUCUGUAAUCGGUAGUUCGUCUACGUCGAAUUCACCCAAACCAUCGUCGGUGGGUUCUGAUUCCGAAAAAGAGCGCGGCCGGCAAAAAGUUGUAAAGACAACAACAAUCAAGGACAUGCUCAAAGCAAAACGUGACAAUUUCCUUAAAAUGCAAGAAGGCGGAAAUGGUAACCGACAAAGCGGCAACUCUGAAGCAAAAGCAAUUAACGGCGAACUAAAAGGAACUGCUAGUAAGUCAUCCGAUGAAGACGAUUCUUCAACAAGUGGUGAAUCGGACGAAUCCAGUGAUGACAGUGACUCCCACGAUAGUGAACCACAAGAGAAGAAAGUGAAAAAUAGCAUUGGAGAAAGCACAGAAAAGUUGCGCACUAGCGAUACUAAGCUUCCAGACAUCGAAGCUGAAAUAAUUGCGGAUGUUCAACAGUUUAAGGAAAUCGUAAAAAUGAAGAAUAUGACUGGUAAACGUUUCCAGUUUGACGAUUCGCUAGUCGAAGUCUUUUUAAAAAUCGAUGAGGCACUGUUAUGUAUCGAAAAGAAUCAUAGAAACAUGGUUUUUGCACACUUGGAGUAUCAUCUCGUUCUGCCUAAAUACUUCUUCUUGCGUAAAGCGAAACAGCUGCGUAUUAAGGAAGAAAAAAUGAAGAGCAAAAGAGCACUUUGUAAGUUACGUAAGGCCAUCAUUGAAGCAAUGCCCGGCGUUAUUGCAAAUUUCGAAGCAGAAAUACGAAAACAAGCUGAAAUCGCCAUUAAUAUGAAUGCUGAGCAUCCACCAAAAUUGCCAAAAAAGAAAUUCCCAUGGAAUACCAAUUUACGAAACUUACUCUACGACGUAUAUCAAGUACGUUGGACUUCAUAUCCAGUGCUAGGCACACGAAAGGAGACUCUUGAGGAUUUCAUCAAUGUAUUUUUCCGUGAAAAGGUCGUGGAACUGUGGCCAAAGGAUUGGAUGCGUCUCGAAGAACUCCAACGAGAGAUUGAAAAACGCAAAACGGCAGCUAAAAAGGCAAAAGAGAAAAAGAAAGAAAAAGACAACGGUAGCAAUUCCAAUUCGGGAAGCUCCACAGUGGCAAAUAUCACCGCUGGUUCGGGUGCUCCCAGCGGUGGUACACAAAAUGCGCCAGCUACUAACGCAUAUAUGAAACAGUUUGAGGAAUUCGCUACAGGCAGCCGUAGCUCAUUCGCGAACUCCGACACUGAAUCUGUAGCAAGUAGUAGCGCCUCGAAUAGUCUAAAACGCAAGAAUGGUGGAAAAGGUGCUACCAAGGCAGCAAAAGCGCAAACACAAAGUAAUAUAUCCAGUACCAGCAGCACCUAUGAUAACAACAAAAAACCACAAUUGCCACAGCAGCCACCCUCCUUYAAUCCUGCUACAACAAAUUUAGAAUUUGGUAUGCAAAACGUUUUGAACAGCAAUACCGCCAUCACCUCAGCUAAAGCAACUAGCGCCAUUCUACCGCCGUUACCGAUCCCAACCAGCGUCAAUCCAUCGACAACUAUGUCAUCUCAAUCUAAACAUUCCAAAUCUGGGGAGACCAACGUACAAGUCAUAGAUUUAGAUAACUACCGUUGUCCCAGCGAUAUAUUGUUGACUUCACAACAUAUAUUGCGGCCGGGCAAUAGUAACACCACAACAACGGCAAUGCCCAACACAAAAACUGCCUUAGUGCUAAAUGCACCAAAUCGACGGGAGAGCAGUAGUGAAUCAGAUGGCGUGGAGAUCGUUAGUAUCUACCCCGCUACCGUUAGGGCACAGGUGGCCCCGUCACAAAAACAGCGAUACAAGAAAAAUGCAGCUUCAAACUACUCAGUGGACAACAUGAAAGUGAAUGUAUUCCAAUCUGGUUCGUCCACCAUAACAAACAAUAAUAAUAAUAGUAACACGAACAACAAUAAUAGUCAAGUCAUCAAGAGUAAACAAAUAGAGUCGUUGGGCGGAGUUUCAAAUUUUGAAAAGCAAGCUGUUCGAACAUUUAAGGAUCUCGGGGAUUUGCAAAAACAAAAGACUAAUCUAACAUCAUCACAAAAUGGGUCGAAAAAAGAUCACUGCGCUCAAUGACCCGCAGUAGUAUUUGAUGUGGCCGAUUUAAGCAAUAUUUCGGCAGCAGCGCUUUCGUGCUUCGCGCAAGCGCAGCCUGUAGCGAGCGAGGGGUUCUUAACGACUAACAAUGUAACUGGUGUGACUAUGGGCAAACACCCAUUUGGCGCUUUGCCACCACUGCCAUUAUUUUUACCAACACAUAUGGAAGUUCCACAACUACCACCACCACCACCGUCGUCUGCCUCGGCAAAUGUGCCAGUAGCGUUGAUACAACCGCCUUUACCGACAACAUCUUCGCCGUCAUCAUCAACGCUACCACCAACAAGCCAACAAUCAACAGAUUCGCAGCAAAUACAGUCGCGAAUUAGAUUUUAGUAUUUACAUAAAUGCAACUAAAGUAGAGUAACAACAUAAAAUACAUACAACUAAACUCUUUUAGACGAAAAAUUGUUUUGCUACCUUUGCAAAAGCGCAUUUGCACAAUACUUACAUAUGUAGGUAAGCUGACGUCAAUUGAGCAGAUGGCGAUAUUAAUUUGGAGCAUGUGUAAUAUUUUGUAAUUGAAAUGGUGACUGUAAUCGGCACGCAUGUAUCUUCAGCCAAUAAAUAUGUAUUCGUUAGGUCUCCUUUUCAAAGGCA